Messenger RNA from Chrysoperla carnea, 2778 nucleotides. Its product is annotated as RNA-binding protein 25-like. Bases 155 to 2737 code for a protein of 860 amino acids. Gene Ontology annotation, biological process: regulation of alternative mRNA splicing, via spliceosome; mRNA processing. Gene Ontology annotation, cellular component: spliceosomal complex. The record is from RefSeq and is a predicted model, not a curated record. Lineage: Eukaryota; Metazoa; Arthropoda; Insecta; Neuroptera; Chrysopidae. Gene Ontology annotation, molecular function: mRNA binding. The transcript is spliced from 14 exons.
GCUUAUUACAAAAAAAUAUGGCAGUGUUAUCUGAAUAUUUGUGAGAGAGUGCUAUCGUGUAACAUAUUUAAUUGAAGUGAAUAAUAUAUUUUCAAAGUGGUAAUUAUUAAUAUGUACAAUAAAUUUGUGUAAUUAGGUAAUUUAAAAAAUUAUCAUGUCUUAUCCGGGCAGGCCUUCACUUAUUCCGGGUGUUCCGGUCCCGCCUCCGAUGACUUAUGUACCAAUUACUGGUCCACCACCAACGCUGCUUCAACCAGUAAUGCCAAUUCAGCACAUGAUGCCGGUUACAGUACAAGCGCCACCACAGCUGAGAAAUUUUCGACAACAAAAUCCUACCCAAGCAACUCAAGCUAGAGCACCGGCACCUCAACAACCUGUUGCAAAACCUACUGAAGGGCCACCAGUGACAGUAUUUAUUGGAAACAUCACCGAAAAAGCUCCAGAUGCUAUGGUAAGACAAAUAUUAGCAGCUUGUGGGCCUGUUCUUAGUUGGAAACGUGUACAAGCUUUUGGUUUUUGUGAAUUAGCUGGUCCAGAAGCUGGAUUACGUGCUGUUCGUUUACUUCAUGAUCGAAUGAUUGGAGAAAAACGACUUGUUGCAAAAGUCGAUGCUAAAACUAAAACUGUAUUAGACGAAUAUAAAACGGAGAGGCGAAAAAAAUUACAAGGAGAAAUUGGAGAAAGUUCACCAUUACAGGAUGAACAAACAACUGCUGAAGAUGAUAAUUAUUUAGAUGAUGAAAUGCGAGAGGAUGACAAAAAAGCAAUUGAACGCAUAAAUGCCAUUGUACAAGAAUACAAAGAAGAAAUGAAUAAUUAUGAAGCCCAUUUACAAGAAGAACAAUUAGAAAAAAGGAAAAAAAUACUCGAUGAAGCUGAUAUUGAAGAAGGUAAACGAGAUUUAAUUACAAGAGAAAUUGGUAAAUUUCGAGAAAUUAUGAAGAAACAAGAACAAGAAAAAGAAGUAUCCAGGAGGCAAAGAGAAAAAGAUCGCGGUGGUGAUGAUUCAAGAGAGAGAGAUCGUGACCGUGAUAGAGAUAGCUUAGACAGGGAUAGAGAAGACAGUAAAAGUAGAAAAAGAUCCCGGUCGAGGUCUCGAGACAGGGAACGUGAACGUGAAAGAGAAAGAGAAAAGGAACGUGAAAGGGAGCGAGAGCGUGAAAGAGAAAGAGAACGUGAAAGGGAACAACGAGAACGUGACAGAGAAAGAGAACGGGAAAGAGAAAGGGAUCGUGAUCGAGAUCGCGAAAGAGAUAGAGAUAGAGAAAGGGAUACGGAAAGAGAUAAGACAAAAAGUACUAAAGAAGUUUUAAAAGAAAAAGAAAUGGAGGAAGAGGCUAAAGAAAAAAAGAAAGCUGAUAGACGAGCGAGAGAAAAAGAAGCGGCCUAUCAAGAAAGAUUACGAACAUGGGAAACUCGAGAAAGGCGAAAAGCUAAAGAAUAUGAUAAGGAACGUGAAAAAGAACGUUUAAAAGAAGAAGAGCGUGAAAGAGAUGCAAAACGUUUAAAAGAAUUUUUAGAAGAUUACGACGACGAAAGAGAUGAUGCAAAAUAUUACAAAGGGCGUGAAUUACAGCGUAGGUUGGCUGAUCGUGUAAAAGAGGCCGAAGCAGACACACGUGAUAGGCAAAAAGAAAAGGACGAAUUAGAAGAGUUAAAGAACAAAAUAUUCUCUAGUUCGUAUGAAGAUCCUACUGCUGAAUUUGAAAAGGUGCGAAAAGAACGUGAAGAAUUAUAUAAACCAAAAUUAUUAAUCGACGUUAAUUUAGAACAAAGUAAACAGCGUGAAAGGGAGAGAGAACGUGAAUUACAACGACAGUUAGCUAGGCAAAGAGAAGCUCAAAGGGAAGCUGACCGUGAAAGAGAUCGUCAAAGGGAUAAACAAGAACGAGAAAGAUAUGUACUGGAACAAGCUGCACAAGAAUUGGCGGCAGUUGAAGCAGAACCUAUUGAAAGUGAUUCCGAUAUGGAUAAUCAACAUUUCGAUGACGGCGGGCAUACUCCUGAACCUGUUAAACCAAUAAAAUCCGAAUCAAAUCACCAUCCACCGGAUGAAGACACGCGGAUGUCAGCAAUAUCUUCAUUAAAUGAUAAUUCAAUGGACGCUCAAACAACACCUGUUUCUACUUUUAUAAACUCACAUGGAGCAAUAUCUGCAUCAGCUGGAGAGAAAAUGCUUACGAAACCAAUAACAUUUUCACCAAACCAGAACGCAAUUAAAGACAAAAAGAAGAAAGUUGACUUAAAAGAAGUAUUUAAUACAGACGAUGAUGAUGAUUCAAAUCUUGUAAAUUCGAAAAAACGAAAAUUAGUUCCUUUGGAUUAUAAUGAAGAUAAAAAAACAAAGAAAGAUAAAAAUGAGAAAAAAGGUGGCGAGGAAAAUAAUUCUAAAGUACAAGAUGAAAAACGUAAACAUAUAAAAGCAUUAAUUGAUAAGAUACCAACAGAAAAGAAUGCGUUAUUUGCAUUCCAAUUAGAUUGGUCAGUAAUCGAUAGUAAUUUAAUGGAGAAACGGAUACGACCAUGGAUCAAUAAAAAAAUUAUUGAAUAUAUUGGCGAACCUGAACCGACCUUAGUUGAUUUUAUAUGUUCAAAAGUAUUAGCAGGAUCACAACCUCAGGGUAUAUUAGACGACGUGCAAAUGGUAUUGGAUGAAGAGGCUGAAGUAUUUGUGGUGAAAAUGUGGAGAUUAUUAAUUUAUGAAGUAGAAGCUAAGAAAUUAGGUUUAGUUAAGUAAUGUGAUGAACUUUUUUUUAAAUACAAGUUAUGUAUUUUAUC